AUGGCAGAACCCGACAAAGCUGAGCAGACAGCGCCAGUGCAGCGCCCAGUGCUCCCGCCCUCGUUCUCCAACAGCUUCUGGUCCGUCCCGUACAAGCAGGGACUCGAGUCGCUCUUCACGGCACUCGAGGCGGCAUGCGUGCAGAGCAGCGAGCUCGUUGAGCAUGUUCUGGCGCGGGCCGAACUCGAGGAGGACUUGGCGAGGCGCAUGGUUCCACCUGCGCUCAGGAGGGACGGUUUUGCCAUCGGCACGUCCGCGUUACUCUCCUACGAGGGAGCGUCUGUCAGGAUGGGCUUUGAGGCGCUGUUGACGGCCGCAGUAGGCGAGGCGAGGGCGAGGAAGGCGUUGGCGGACGACUUGCAGCGCACCAUCAUCGCCCCCUUCUCCUCUUGGUCCGCCUCGCACACCUCGCGCCUCUCCGCCUCGCGCCAAACCCUCUUCUCCCACUUGACCGCCUACGAAACCGCCCUCUCGCAUGUCCAGCGGCUCAAGACCUCUUACACCGACGCGUGCCGCACGGCAGACGAAGUCGAGGACGAGUGGAACUUUGUGAGAGGGAAGGAGGAGCUGGGAGGAAAGUGGGCGCCGAGGCCGGAUGAGGUCGAUGAGGCUCCCGCAGCCUCGAGGCGCGUGAGGAGGAACGCCGAGGAAGGCGAGGACGACGAGAAGGGCGAUGACGAGGAGGGAUUGGUCGGCAGGAGCGGCGCGACAGGCGGGAGCGUCCUCGGUGCUCUCGGACGCGCUCUUACGGUCCGCCGAACGGGCGCGGGUCGCUCGGCUCGUGCGCCUGCGCAAGAACAGAAGAAGGACGAGGACGAUGAGGGCGCAGCGGUCGUCAGUCCCGUGCUGGAAGAGGCGAAGGAGAGGAUUGGGAAGGUCCUGGAGACGAGGGAGGUCAAGGCCGGACUCGACUGGAGCAAGAACAAGUUCUCUUCGCUCCUUUCGACUGUCGUCGGCCCCCAGUCUGGCUACGAACGCUACGAGAAGGCGCGCAGGGACGCCGACGUCGCGGAGGAAAGGUACAAAAAGGCCGUCGAGGAGCUUGACGCGUUGAGGCUCACACUCGAAGCGACCAUCUCCUCCCACCUCCCCUACCUUCAGCGCCUCGAAUCCGACCGCCUCCGCGCCGCUACCUCGGUCCUCAAGUCAUUUCACCAAGCAAUCUCGGCGCUUCCGAAACUCGUCGACGGCAGCUUGCAGCGUGUCGGACAGUCGCUCGAGCUGGUCAGGCCCGAGAAGGACCUUAGGGCGAUCAUCGAGCGGAGGAGGACCGGCCCAUUCCAGCCCCAGCCUGUCAUCUUCCAGUCGCACUACUCUGACCCGUCGCCUACGACGUUCGGCAUCGACCUGCGCAAGUUUGACGAGACGAACCCGAAAAGGGACGAGCAGCCUGUUCCGCCUGUCCUCGAGGUGUUGCUCGAGUGGGUGAACAAGAAGGGCGAGAACGUCGACGAUGCCGAACGCCGCAAGUCGUGGCUGUACGAGACGCCUCUCUCUGCACAGCACGCCCUCCGCUCCCUCCUCAACAACCCCUCAAACGUCGCUCUUCCUCCAUCCGAUCUCGCCGCCCUCCUCGAACCAUUCGACCUCCCGCUCAUAUGCUCCGUCGUCAAGCUCUGGCUUCUCGAGCUCGAACAGCCGCCUUUGACGUGGAGUGCGUACGAGGAGCUGAGAAGCUUGUAUGGCGCGAGGCACGUCAUUGCGGAUUGCCAGGACGGAGAGCAGGAGAAGGAGGAGGACGAGAAGAGGCGGAACGAGCUGGCGAAGGUCGUUGGCAAGUUGCCGAAGGUUCACUUCGAGGUCCUCAGGGCCGUCGUUUCGCACCUCUCGCAACUCGUCGAGUCGACCACGACUUCCGAGCCGCUCCCAACUUACCUGCACAAGCUCUCCCUCUCCCUCUCCCUCUCUCGUCCUCUCUUGCGCCCAAAGACGACUACCGCGCUCAACCUUGACGACCGCUUCCCCGCCUCCGUCAUCACCGACCUCGUCACCUCCUCGUCGACCAUCUUCUCCCUCGCGCACGACAUCGCGCACAAAGAGCGCGAAGAACGCUAUCGCCCGCGUCGUCAGCGCACUAAGCCGAUUGACCAGCGCCCGCGGCGCUCGAACCUCGGUCUUGGCGAGCGCGGUUCUGUCGACAAGGAGAAGGCCGAGGAGGUCCUGAGGCAGACUAAGCGAGAGAGCUUGCUUGGCGUGGACACGGCGCUCGCGGCAGGAGUUGGAGCGGGUGAGGGACAAUUUGCGGCGAGUCCGCUUAGCGCGACGCAGGAGGAGUUCCCGAAGCCGCCUGUACCAGCUAAGGAGGACACGGCAACCGAGGAGGCGCCUCCGACGACCACUGAGAAGCUGGAGUCGGAGGACUCGACUGCGCCGCCGGAGGAGCUCGACCCGAACCCGGAGGUCGUCAAGGAGGAGGCGGAGAAGGACGAUCGUGCAGCUCGCGGCGAGCCGUCCGAGGACGCAUUCGUGCCGCCUGUCUCGCCUGGCGAUGUGCCCGAACCUGCGCUUCCGACAAGCGACGCCGGUCGCGACGAGGAGGUCGUUGGCGACUCGGAGGAGAGGCCGCUCGCGCCGUCGUCCUCCCUCAAGCGCUCGAGUGGACCCUCGCGGCUGAGGGGCGCAAGGGCACCGAGGCCGCCGAGCCAAGUCAUGGCUAAGGUGGCGGCUUUCGAGGGCGGGGAAGGUGGAGGCAGCAAGCGGGACAGCUGGACCAGGACGAAGACGCCUCAGCCCGCCGCGGAGGAGACGGACUGA
Messenger RNA from Rhodotorula toruloides NP11, 2754 nucleotides. RefSeq names its product Rho GTPase-activating protein. The transcript is spliced from 9 exons. Gene Ontology annotation, molecular function: GTPase activator activity. Lineage: Eukaryota; Fungi; Basidiomycota; Microbotryomycetes; Sporidiobolales; Sporidiobolaceae. Bases 1 to 2754 code for a protein of 917 amino acids. Gene Ontology annotation, cellular component: division septum; cell division site; plasma membrane. Gene Ontology annotation, biological process: cytoskeleton organization; small GTPase-mediated signal transduction. The record is from RefSeq and is a predicted model, not a curated record.